Molecule: messenger RNA, 3302 nt
Organism: Notothenia coriiceps (black rockcod)
Lineage: Eukaryota; Metazoa; Chordata; Actinopteri; Perciformes; Nototheniidae
Gene: rwdd2b
Product: RWD domain containing 2B
Exons: 4
Coding region: 245-1147 (300 amino acids)
Molecular function (GO): protein binding
Source: RefSeq, a predicted model, not a curated record
CCGGCUCAUGAACUAGCGGUACAGACACUCUGGCCACAGCACCAGUAUGCAUUACUGAAGUUGUACAGUGUGUAACUAGCUUAUUCAACUCCUAUACAGCUGACAUAUGUUGUAUUGAUGUUCAACGCUUGACAGGACACACAGCAAACUAUAUUUGAAUGCUGGGACAGAGAGCUGUUAUUAUACAGUGAUUGUUUAUGUAUAACAGUAGUGAGGAGCGACGCUGUAGCUUGCCUUUAUCAGUAUGUCUUACUUGGAGUGGGCUGAGUCUCAGCUGGCAGAGAUCGAGCUGCUGACCAGCAUGUUUCCCACCCGGGAGGAGCUGGAGAUAACAGACCAGCUGGCACUAGCCGAGCUCAGGGACUUUGUGGAGGGUUCAGCUUCAACAGACUGCCCCCCUCCCUCCAGACCCCACUUUCUCAUCAAACAGAAGCUGGACACUGCAAGCAUGGAGAGGACUGAUGUCAUUCUAUCCUGUACUUAUCCAUCCGAAUAUCCCAGUGUGUUUCCAGAAAUAACACUCCGGUGUGCAUAUCUCAGCAGGGCCCAGCAGACGCAGCUCCAGACAGAUCUCAAUGCGUACCUCAUUGGAAAUUGCCUGGGGGAAGUGUGUGUGCUCUCCGCUGUGGAAUGGGUGAAAGACAACCUGCAGCUUUUCAUUAACAAGAGCUUAUCAGCAGCACCGACUCCUAAGAAAGAGUCUUCCUCUCCACGGCCACAGGAAACGUUCAGCCGUCUGUGGAUUUACAGUCAUCACAUCUACAACAAGACGAAGAGGAAGAACAUCUUGGAGUGGUCCAAGGAGCUGGGCCUGUCAGGAUUUAGCAUGCCUGGGAAACCUGGUAUUGUGUGUGUGGAAGGUCUUCAUUCUGCCUGCGAGGAGUUCUGGUCCAGAGUGAAGGUUCUGACAUGGAAGAAGAUCAUGAUUCGACACAGAGAGGAUUUUCCCCUUGAUGGUCAGUGCGGGGACAACAGGACUGUAGAAAGUAUAGACUCCCGGCGCAAAUUCACAGGCUUUGAAGAGGCAAUGUUUGACCCCCAUGGGAACAGAGGUAAUCACAUGGACCUUGGGCAGCUCUACCAGUUCUUAAAUGAGAAAGGCUGUUGUGAAAUAUUUCAGAUGUAUUUUGGCAUUGAAGGGAGGUGAUUGCUGGACCCAAAGAACGAACAUUCGUAAGAAUUUGACAAGUGCCUGCCGAAAGUCGCUUCUUUUGAAAUGUGUAUUUACUAAAAAUGUAAAAAGCAUUCAUAACUGUUUCACAUACAGUACAAUAAGCACACACAGGGACUGAGCAUGUGGUCACAUGUGCCUGAAGAAAACGAUUUGAACAACAUUUCUGCAAUGUUGAGAAACUAAAACUUACUUUAAGCUGUUAGGCAUGUUUUUCAAACAGAAGCAAUAAAAAGAUGUUUAUCUGAGAGUUUACUCGAGGACCCAAGAUAUAUUUGCAAUUUUAAUACACAAUGCAAAGAUCACACCUUGCCCUGGGUGUUUCUUUUCUCAAAAUGUACUACUGUGUAUUACUGCCAGGCUAUUAUAGGAUUGCAGGUCUAGAUACCACAUUAAUAAUUGGACAACAUAGUCAACAAUUUGCUCGAUAUCUGCUUAUGAAAUCUGUUGAUUUUACUCCUAUGAAUUAUAGAUAAAAUAACCGUGGAAAAUCUCUCUCCAAUUGUCUUUAAAUGAUUCGUUCUUAGAUAAAUAGUGCAUCAUAAUGGAUUACACUCCAGUAAUUAGAAGGCAUGGUUAUUAAACAUGAAUGUAAUUUUGAGCUCCCUGACCAAGAUAAACAUUGAUGUGAAUUUUGUUCUUGUGCGAUUCAAUGGAAGAUUAUCAUAAUUUACAUUUUACUUUUAGGUGAUUUUAUCUCCUGACAGGAAGCACUCAUGUACUGUUCUUUUAAAGUCCAUCAUCAGUUCAUACCUUUUACAUACACGUAUCCAUUAUCAGUAGACUUGUAACUCAUAGGAGUUUGAACCCUAAGGGAACAUUUCAGAGUUCAGGCUUUGUUAAAAAUUAACAGAUGACAUGUGAAGAUCCGUUUUCCUAUUUAGUUAUGCAUUUUUGUUAUCAGGGCUAUCGUACCAGGUCACUCUUAGAUGACCUGGUGCAGUUCAGCUCAACAUGGAGUUGUAUGAUAUCAGGAAAUCUAGAUUGGACUGCUAGUUCAGUAGUACAGGCACUGGAUUUAACUUAUUUUCAAACAUGCUGGGUCUACAAUGCCCAGCAGAUGGCAGCAUUAUAUUAUCAAAGUUGGGAAACAUGGCCUUAGAUGUUACCUGUAGUUUAUGGAUGUUAAAAUAUGUAAACCUUAAACAAUAAACAAUCUGGAUCCCAAAAGACCAGGUUUUAUCUCAAAUGAUGCAAAAACAAUAAUGAUUAUUUUAAAAGUAUGAAUAUGUAUUGUAUAAUGCAAAAGGAGUGUGGACUUUCACAACAUCUCAUUUGCCAGUGGUCCUGCUCCUUCUGAUGUUACAGUUUUGUUUUGCCCGCUCACUUCCACUCGCACAGACUUCUUCAGAAGAUUCAUCAGAGCUUCUGUUUGUUUGUUUAUCGAGGAUAGCUGAACUCCCAGGUGAGUCCACAGCUCCACAGCUAGUAUUUCUACUCGAAACAGAAUCGGUCAAACCACACCUUAUCAUAAGUGUACUUUAUGGUCUUGACUGAACAGUCCUAGCUCCUGAUAAAAUGAACACAAUUUAUGUUAUGUUUAUUUCAACUUGGUUAAUAAAACCUUCAGCAUAGAGAAGGUGUCUCUCUCUGCUGACACAUCCAUCAGUUUAGUAUGGUUGUGAAAAAAGAACAUCUACUUAACAUUCCAAAGAAUCAAACAUCAAAAUAUUAAACAAGAAAUGUGAAACACCAGCAGUAAAGGCUUAAAACAAAUCAAAUUGACACACAAAUGAAUCAAAUAAUUUGAUGGAUACUUCAAAUGCAUUAACACAUUGUUAAUCAAGCAGUAUCUCUGCCAUAAUAUUGCUGAGCAUCUCUUGUCUCAUCAGUUUAGUUUAGAUUAGCUGGACAUCAGUCGGAAUUUCAUUAAAUGAGCUGGCAUGAAACAAGUGUACACCUUUCUACAUUAAAAUAUCACCCGUCAUGAUUAAAUGUAAUGAUUUACAUCGUUUUAUAAUAGCCUUGAUAAAGCAAUGACCAAUGGAGUAAGAAGAAGGGCAACCUUUUGUAAGAAAUAAGUUGUUAAAGUUAUUUUAAUAAAGACAGAAUUGUUUUAACUCCCCACUGUUUAAUUAGUUGUAUUCCAUGCACAGAUGAAUUUAAAGAUUUUAAAAAGGUCAGAUUUAAA